Ricinus communis (castor bean) is the source of this 892-nucleotide messenger RNA. RefSeq names its product photosystem I reaction center subunit XI, chloroplastic. Lineage: Eukaryota; Viridiplantae; Streptophyta; Magnoliopsida; Malpighiales; Euphorbiaceae. The coding region runs from base 105 to 761 and encodes 218 amino acids. The transcript has 2 exons. Gene Ontology annotation, biological process: photosynthesis. The record is from RefSeq and is a predicted model, not a curated record. Gene Ontology annotation, cellular component: photosystem I; photosystem I reaction center; chloroplast thylakoid membrane.
CACACCAAAAUCCUAUAUCCUCCUCCUCCUCCCCUUUCCCUUUGGUACAUAUUUGUAUCUCAAGUUUACUUUUAACAAAAAAAAGAAAGGAAGUAAUUCAGAUCAUGGCUACCACUGCUUCCCCAAUGGCUAGCCAGCUCAAAAGUAGCUUUGCCUCUUCUGUGACAAGGGGAUUGGGUGUUCCUAGAGGUAUUUCUGGUAAUCCAUUUAGAGUCUCACCCGCUAAGAGGGCUACUUCCUUCACUGUCAAGGCCAUUCAGUCAGAAAAGCCAACUUUCCAAGUAAUUCAACCAAUCAAUGGAGACCCCUUCAUCGGAAGCCUUGAAACUCCAGUAACAUCAAGCCCAUUGAUCGCCUGGUACCUCUCCAACUUACCUGCGUACAGGACAGCAGUCAGCCCUCUCCUCCGUGGAAUCGAGGUCGGUUUGGCCCACGGGUUCCUCCUCGUUGGUCCAUUUGUUAAGGCCGGCCCAUUAAGGAACACAGAGUUUGCAGGAGCAGCAGGGUCAUUGGCAGCAGGAGGACUAGUUGCUAUCCUAAGCAUUUGCUUGACAAUGUAUGGAGUAGCAUCAUUCAAUGAAGGAGAACCAUCCACUGCACCAAGUUUAACAUUGACAGGAAGGAAAAAGGAGCCUGACCAGCUUCAAACUGCCGAUGGAUGGGCCAAGUUUACUGGAGGAUUCUUCUUCGGUGGAAUUUCUGGUGUCAUUUGGGCUUACUUCCUUCUCUAUGUCCUUAACCUUCCUUACUUUGUAAAGUAGAGAAUCUGUUACUUUCUCUCUGCCAAAUGUAUAUCUUUGCCUAUUUGGAAUUAGAUAUUUGCAAAUGAAAACUGCAUAUUUAUUUCUCCAUGGCUACAAUAUAUAUAAAUAUGCAUGAUUUUUAUUUUCCA